This is a messenger RNA of Gadus macrocephalus (Pacific cod), 2105 nucleotides long. RefSeq names its product immunoglobulin-like domain-containing receptor 2. Lineage: Eukaryota; Metazoa; Chordata; Actinopteri; Gadiformes; Gadidae. Gene Ontology annotation, cellular component: membrane. The record is from RefSeq and is a predicted model, not a curated record. Gene Ontology annotation, biological process: pancreas development.
AGGACCGACCCUCAAGGUCUGCUCAGUCCUCAAUGCUCGUAGAUUCAGCGCAUGCAACCCAUUUAAAAUGGCUUUUGUUAAUAUUUGUAUUGUAAGUAGGCCUUAUGUCAUCUGCAUAGCUCUCAGGUGUGUGCUUUCUUUUUUUUGUUCACAGUCAGGGUGUGACCUUGUUAGUGGUGGUUGUAGUACCUAUGCUAAGAUCUUAGAAUAUAUUUAAUUGUUCUGUGUGUGUUGAGCUUUUCUAAACAUUAUCAAGAUGGUUUCGCAUUACCUCUUCACUUGAGUCAUUGUCACAAGUACACCAACAAAACACAGAAAAGCCAAAAGGUUGGCAUAACGGGAAUAUCAAUAAUGCUGGUAGGGAGAAGAGUGAAAGAUGGGUGCUUUUGUUUUUGUUGGGCAGAAAGCUUAAACGUAAUGAGCUGUUUUUAUACUUUUUUGUUUUUUUAUUUUACGUCAUGGAUCAAUGUUCGACACGUUUUAAUCUACUGUUGAGUUUUAAAUUAGAUAACAUGGAUUGAAUGUAUAUUAUUAUUGUUAUUUUCAUUUUAUUCUGGGAAUAGCAUUAAAUAAAUUGGAUUGAAUACCAAAUGUUUUCAAUGUCGUGUCCUUUGCGCCGGGGAAAAAGGGAGAUUAUUAAAUAAACUCUAGAUGGCAAUGUUAGGCCUCAAUCUCGCAACCAGUGAACAGACACGCUAAUAUAAAAAAUAAAUAAGUGACUCUUACUUUUCUUUUCCAUAACAUGUUGUAUCAAUCUAUCUAGUAUCAAGACAAAAACAACGUUAGGCCUACUCGUGUUCAUCACCAGCAACUAUUAGUCGACUCUUGUAUGUUCUCCAUAGCAGGUGCAACGCACCAGUUUUAAUUGUUUCUACCUUUUUCUAUCUUUUUUUUAAAGUAUGUCUUAUUAAUCAAAUAAGUAAAAAUGUAAUGUUAAAUCUCACAACAGUCAAAUCUGUUGUGGCCUACGACUUGAUCAAAGUCAAACUAAGAACGGAUGCGGACGGUACCUCCCGGUUCCUCCCCCAUGCUCUCCCCCAUGCCCUCCCCUCCCUCCCAUUGUUUAGCCUCAUUCCCAGACGUCCUCCUCUCACGACGGAACGGCCCGAGCGCGAUGGUUCAGAUGCACGUAUUGGAUAGACUCAGGAGGGCCGACUCAGUGACCGUGAGAGGCGAGAAGGGCGGGACUUCUGAUAAACGGAUAUCCAUUUCGGCGUUGCAUGUUUUUUCGGAUAUUGAGUUAAAAAAAAUAAAAAAAUUACAUGUUUAAACUCCUUGUGGUUAUUAUUGUUCGCAUGUUCUUCUUGUUUAUUUUCGCUCCCCGGGGGAACUGUUAACUUUCGUACAAAGCGUAUAGGAGGUACAAAAACGGAUAUGGCGUUGCAGGAGACCGGGGUAACGCUGCAAUCCAUGACCCUCUCUUGGCCUACCCAUUGUUCAACGAGGGGCCCCCACUGCUCACAGGCACCUCCCACUUGGUGGUGCCGUACCGUUAUGUGCGAGACACUCAAAGUUAGAAUAACGGUGUUUAACGGGGACCACAAGGAACCACACCGAACAUGUGAGUCUGGCCAGCCUUCUUGAGUUUUACUUUCGACGUCCAACAUGAGCUUGCAGGUUCCCUGGUGGGUCCCGCUGCUGUGGCUGGCAGGUGUGUGCUCCGGCGUCCAGGUGUUCGUGAGGGACGAGAAGCGCUUCGCCGUGCUCUUCCAGGCGGUGGUCCUGCCGUGCCACUACACCAGCGUCUCCACCCAGACCCCCGUGGUGCAGUGGGUGUACAAGUCCUACUGCCGCGACCGCACGCGCGACACCUUCGGCUUCUCCAACAGCCGGGCCGGCGCCGGCGGGGCCCUGGGCGCCGGGGCGGGGGGGGGAGCGGGGGGGGGACGGGGGCGGGGGGGCGGCGGGGGGAGGGGAGGCUAUGACGGGGGAGUGUCGGCGGCGGUGGUGGAUUACCUGGACUGCGCCGACAGCAGCCGCACGGUGCGCACCGUGGCGUCCAUCGCGGGGUCCUCCGUGACGCUGUCGGAGCACUACAAGAACCCGCGACAUCUCCAUCAUCAACAGUGAGUGAGCGCUUUGGUCCUGGGCGAUCGACCCGCUGG